Rasamsonia emersonii CBS 393.64 is the source of this 1167-nucleotide messenger RNA. RefSeq lists its product as uncharacterized. NCBI's taxonomy places the organism in Eukaryota, Fungi, Ascomycota, Eurotiomycetes, Eurotiales, Trichocomaceae. The record is from RefSeq and is a predicted model, not a curated record. Bases 1 to 1167 code for a protein of 388 amino acids. The transcript has 4 exons.
AUGUCCUCUUCUCUGAUCUGUGCUCGUCUUGAGGCAGAUGUCUUCGUCGCCAUCAUAGUCCUUAUCUUCGUCGUGUCCAAAAUUGAAUUGACACGAGACACUGUCAUGUCUCCAUCGAACUCCGCGUCCACAGGGGGCAUCCGGCCCGUGGAACUGAAGGGUGUCCUUCUCGAGGCCUGGGUUCAGGGCUCGGUAAUAGGCUCCCUUCUGGUGAUGUUGGCUAUAACGGUUGCGAACAUGAGGAAGCGCGUACUGCUACACAAGUUGAUUUUGACAGAGUUAAUUCUCGCCAUGGCCAGCAGCACAAUUACCUUCUCCUCCAAGGACAACUUCCCGGGCUGGUACCUGUUCGGAUUGAUCGGGCUGUACAUCUCAUGGAGCUUGCACAACGUGAUCGCUUGGCUGAAGAACAGGCCCUUCCUGUCCCGACGCGUUUCGAUCUUCUAUAUUGUGACCGUCGCCCUGGUGCAGCCGUACUGGGUGAUGGAGACCUAUGUCAAUUUUGCGUUUUACAACAACAUCAAUGAUAUAUUUCUCAAGACGAGGCCUCUGGAGCCACUGUUUCGUGACCCCUGGUGGAUCUUCACGACCUGCUCGCUCUUCUACACCAUCAAAAAGGAGUACAAUUUCGGCCUCUUCGAGCUCGUCCGGGUCGCGCCGCGGUUCGGCAUCAUGCUGCUCUCUAUGUGUCUGUCGAUCGCAUUCCUCGUCGUCGACACCCUUAGCGUACUACACGUCUUCUCUGUUUUCCUGCCGGAUGGCAUUGAACCGUUCUGGAGGUUAUCAUUCGUCUUCAAAUGCCUCUGCGACACCGUCAUCCUGGACGACUUCAAGACCGCCCUCGACCGCAUGCGCAGCUACUGGCUGCAGCGCUGUGUGCAGACGGGGACUGGGACAGUUUCGACCUUUGCGUCGAUCCACUUAGAUCCAAACGAUGAUACGAGCAUUUCCUGUCACAGAAACGCCUUUUAUCAUCAGUUUUCUUCCUAUGACCAUUAUAAUCGACCGCCAUCCGACUUGGACCUGGAAACAGGACUGCGGCAACAAUCAAGCAAUCAGAAUCAAGACGAGAAACGCGAGUGCGAGUCAUAUGCCAUUCCCACUCCUAUCGCCAAAGUCGUCACUGCGGAUGAUGUUCUACGUUCACGAACAACAAUUCAUAUUUGA